Molecule: messenger RNA, 2001 nt
Organism: Williopsis jadinii
Lineage: Eukaryota; Fungi; Ascomycota; Saccharomycetes; Phaffomycetales; Wickerhamomycetaceae
Gene: SCH9
Product: serine/threonine protein kinase SCH9
Exons: 1
Coding region: 1-2001 (666 amino acids)
Biological process (GO): protein phosphorylation
Molecular function (GO): ATP binding; protein serine/threonine kinase activity
Source: RefSeq, a predicted model, not a curated record
AUGGCCACACCGACAACGGCGUUGAGUGAUAACUCGUUUGCUUAUGGUACCACCACCAGACCUGAUGACUACCAACCACAAACAGUGCUGUCUAAGGUUGCAAGUGCUCAAGAGAACAACACUUCAAAGCUCAAAAGCGCCACUGCCACACCGCCUGCUGCUGGUGAGGCAACCGUUGGGAGCAACGUUAGUGACACUACAGCUGCAACGGCAAACACCGGACUGUCGAUUCCUACUACUGCAUCAACAACAUCGGAGGCUGACUCUGUUCCAAGGGGCAAAUUAACCGUGAACAUUGUUCAAGCUCGAAACUUACUCACAAAGACGUCGAACGCUCAGCCAUAUGUCGUCUGUACUUUUGAGAGCUCCGAGUUUAUCACCCAUGGUCCAGAAAGCGUUGAUAACCAUCCGGCUUCUCAUGUACAGAUGUUGAAGAGGGAUCGCCCAAUUCCAACGGCUUCAAGACCGCUCUAUUCAAGACAAUCAUCAUCACAACACUUGAACAGACAACCACCUAGAAUGCCACAAGAGCAACAGCAUAACCAGUACUCAAAUAACUCUAACCCGGUUUGGCACCACGAGACUAUAUUCGACGUUGUCGGAAACCAUUCAGAAUUAGACAUUUCUGUAUAUGACUCUGACGAGACGUUUCUAGGACAUGUCAGAAUCAAACCAACCAUCCAGACGAAGAACAAGAACAAUGAGUGGUUUAAGCUCCAACCAAGAGUUGACGGUGAGCGUGUCAGCGGUGAGAUUAACGUUAGUUGGGCUUUUAGUACAACUGGAAAGAGACAUUACGGUCCAGAGGAUUUCGAGGUGUUGCGUCUCUUGGGUAAAGGUACUUUUGGACAAGUGUUUCAAGUGCGUAAGUUGGAUACAGAUCGUAUCUAUGCGAUGAAGGUUCUUUCCAAGAAGGUUAUUGUAAAGAAGAAGGAAAUUGCUCAUACCAUUGGUGAACGUAACAUUUUGGUUAGAACUGCUACAACUGCAUCACCGUUCAUUGUUGGUUUGAAAUUUUCAUUCCAAACACCGACAGAUUUAUACCUUGUCACUGAUUACAUGUCAGGUGGUGAGUUGUUCUGGCAUUUGCAAAGAGAAGGUCGUUUCCAAGAGGACCGUGCAAAGUUUUACAUUGCAGAGUUGAUACUUUGUUUGGAACAUUUACACGACAAUGAUAUCGUUUACAGAGAUUUGAAACCAGAAAAUAUCCUGCUGGAUGCAAAUGGUCACAUUGCCCUCUGUGAUUUUGGCCUUUCCAAGGCUGAUUUGUCAACAGAUGCCACGACCAACACAUUCUGUGGUACCACUGAAUAUUUGGCACCAGAGGUGUUGUUGGAUGAAUCCGGUUACACGAAGAUGGUUGAUUUUUGGUCUCUGGGUGUGUUAAUCUUUGAGAUGUGCUGUGGCUGGUCCCCAUUCUAUGCUGAAAAUACCCAACAGAUGUACAAGAACAUCGCCUUUGGUAAAGUCCGUUUCCCAAAGGAGGUCUUAAGCCCUGAAGGCCGUUCAUUUGUUAAAGGUUUGUUGAACAGAAACCCGAAGCACAGAUUGGGUGCGCAAGGUGAUGCACGCCAGUUGAAGGAGCAUCCUUUCUUCCAAGAUGUUGAUUGGGACCUCCUGAGACAGAAGAAGAUCCCACCACCUUUCAAACCACAUCUUUCGAGUGAGACAGACACAUCUAAUUUUGAUCCAGAAUUCACCAAUACCAGUGCCUCUGUCAUCAACAAACAAUUCCACAUUGCAUCAACUCCAUUAUCACCUGGUGUCCAGGCCAAUUUCAAAGGUUUCACCUUUGUCGAUGAAUCCACUAUGGAGGAUUUCCACUCAAAGAGAAUCACACAACCUUUCGGCUCCCUAAUUCCAGGAAACCCACACCUGCCUCCAACUGAGGACGUCAUUGAAGAUGAAGAGGAGGACGAAGAGCACAACAAUGACGUUGAUAUGGAUGGCGAUCAUGAAAUGGAUGAUGACCAAUUCGUCAAUGGUCAAUUUGAUCUUUGA